UGGUUUUUAUAUUGGGAUUUGAUUGUACAGGAACGAACGUUUUCCCUCGGGUCUCCUGUAAAAUCCUCCAUUUGAGGAACCCUUGGAAUUUGAAAAACCCUCCAGCCUGCGUUUGCGCUGCCUGCAAUUCAACCUUGUUCGAUUCGGCCGGGUCCACUCCUGCCGUCAGUCCGCCACGCGGUCACAGCCAGGCCAGCCCGUCCAAAGCCAAAGCAAGAAUCUAAAUGAUUUUUCUUUAAUAAAUAAUUAAGAAAAAUGGAAGAAUCUGAGAAAAGAAGGGAAAGGCUGAAAGCAAUGCGAAUGGAAGCGAAUCACGGAGGGAACGAUAGCAUUCUUGAGAGUUCAGGAAUGGUAAGUCAUGGCCUUUCCAAUCCUUUGAUUGAAGUUGAAACGGAAAGCCCAGCUAACUAUGCUUCUUCGAGAUUCGGCUAUUACACGGAUCCUAUGGCAGCAUUCUCUUCAAACAAGAAGAGUAGCCAGGUCUCUCAUCAGGUUCCACAACAAUAUUACAACACUCCCCCAAGACCAAGGCAUCCAGAUAUGUCUCACUCCCCAUCCUAUCAAGAUCAAUCUAUAAACUCUCCGGGUCGGAGAAUAUUCCAAGCACCUGGAGCCUAUUACAACUAUGGUCCUGUUGGGAGCCCAUCAUCCAGUCCUUCAGGUAGAAAUCCUCAGAGCACAUGGGGUGCACCAAUUGGUGAUUUUAAUUAUAGCAUUUCAUCUAAUUUGCCAAGAGGCAGUAACUUUACGAGCCCUGGCUUUGGACAAGGAGGUACUCCUAAUUUUAGUUAUGGCCGGGGCAGAGGUCAAAGAUACAACAGCAGUCCCUUGUAUGGUUCAGGACGUGGAGCGAGUCCAUAUCCUGAUUCAGGAAGAAGCAGGGGUAGAUCAUCAGGUUAUAAAAGCUUUAGUCCUGGUUCAGGACAGAGAGGAAGGAGAGGAGCGAGUUCGCAUGGUCCUGUCUCAGCAGAGCUAAGACCAGAUAUGUACUACAACCAUGAAAUGGUUGAAGACCCGUGGAAGGAGUUGAGCCCUGUUAUCUGGAAGGGUCAAAAUGUUAACCCAAACUCUGAGACAUCGUCGCUUCCCAAAUCCAUUAGCAUUAAGAAACCUAGAGUUUCAUUGGAAGUUUCGAAUAAAUCAACUUCUGAGCCAAGCCUAGCUGAAUACCUGGCUGCCUCGUUCAGUGAAGCAGCCAACAAUGAGGCUGGAGAUGAUUAGCCCAGCAGCAUAUGAAGAUUGUAAUUUCCUGGAUAGCUCGCCUCCUACAAAUGCAUCUGGUGGGUUGGCAUAUUCUGUAAUGGAUGCCAAUUUGUGCCAGCAGUUUACUACAUCUUGGAAACACCAACAAAUGAACACAGGUUGAGAUCAAUGCUUUUGGUAUAUCUGUAUUUGUAGAAUGUCUGGUUGUAACAUUUUAUCUAGUAGCCAACUUUUUUCCUAUCUAAAUUGUGUUGAACAAGCGUAGCGAUGUUCUUCUUUCCGAUAAAUAAAAGUUUAAAGAAUCUUUGAAAGUCAUAAUUGUGGGUAUGUUGCUGCGUAAUGUAUCCUUCUGGUGUUCCUCCUGGCUAUUGAGUAGUUGAAUGAAAUGUGAAGAAUAAAAGUCCUGCUUUUAUCUUGGCAAUGUGGUACAAUUUCAUGAAUAAAAUGCAGUGGCAUAAAGUUUUAUGUAA
Olea europaea var. sylvestris is the source of this 1673-nucleotide messenger RNA. RefSeq names its product protein SICKLE-like. Bases 256 to 1221 code for a protein of 321 amino acids. Gene Ontology annotation, biological process: mRNA splicing, via spliceosome; miRNA processing. The record is from RefSeq and is a predicted model, not a curated record. The transcript has 3 exons. Lineage: Eukaryota; Viridiplantae; Streptophyta; Magnoliopsida; Lamiales; Oleaceae.